ACCUGUUCCUCUUCCUCUUUAUCAGGAUUUUUAUUGGAAUGGUAAACAUCCUGACGUCUGCUGGCUCCACACGCCAGGAAGGUGCUGCAUUCUCUCACGUUGUCACGGAGGAAGCAGGAAGAGAGAAGAGGGGGUUGCCGUGGUAGCACUGCCCAGACGAGGAAGACCCUGCGUGGGACGACUCGGAGGCGGAUUCCCCCUCCAACAUCUGGAGGAGGACGCGCACACAGAAACAUCUGGAAAGGAGUGAACAUAAAUUAUAUUUUUGGAGAAAUGACAACGCAGCAGAGGAGUGAUUAAGAAAGACAAAGACGAGAAGAAAGGCUGAUGGUUGCUGGAUUUAAUUUCUUUGGACACCUUAUUUGGAGUGUUGGACAGGACGGAAGAUUGUUUGUUUCCCGCGCUGAAACAUUAUCCUGAUUCCAUCUCCCAUUUUCCUUGGACAAACUCCUUCCUUCUCGGGCAUGAAGCAGGUGUUGAAGUCAGAUAAGAGAUGACUAACUGAGACACAGCAGCAGCUCUUUCAACAUGGCGGAGGAGGGAAGGAAGUAUACGGAAGACUAAAAAAAAAAAGAGCUCCAAAUCAUCUUGACAACUUGACCAGGAAGAGAAGAGUCUGGUCUGGUCAGAAUUCUGAAAGCUUCAAAGCAGAAAAAACACAUUUAAACGGAUAUAUUUAGUGUACAACUAACAUUUCAACUAGAGCUGCAGCAAUUAAUUGAUGAUUAAUCAAUUGUCUGAUUAAUCAACAACAAAGGAGUUGUUGGAUUCAUACGUUUUUUAAUUAAAAAAUGUAAAUAGCCUCUGAUUUCAGCCUUUCAAAUAUUUUUUAAUUUCCUUAGUCAUCCAUGAAAGCAGACCUACUAUCUUUGUGUGUUGGACAAAAUAAGACAUUUACACACAUCAGCUUCGAAUUUGGAAAACAUUUUUGUCUCUUUUCUGACACGGACCAAAUCACUGGUUGAGUUUGGUUCACACUGAUUUUGUCCAUCUACGGCUUAUCUGAUUACUCGAUUAAUCGAAAAAGAAAAGUUGCAGCCUUAAUUGGAACAGAAUGGAAUUAAGCAACACCUCUGCCGCAUUCCUCAAGCACAACUUUUAAGAAAAAACAGCACAAAUUUCAACUCCUUGUUGCUGGAAAGAUCCUAAUUAGCCACUUAAGGAGCAUGCGUUGGUCAAACGAAAUGCUCUGGCAUUAUAGUUGGAAAGCAAACUAAAAUAUGUCAUAAAAGCGAAAUAAAAAGAUACUUUAGCUAUAGACACAUUGGCUUGUUCUCUUUAAGGACUUUAUCCAGUGAAUUCAAAUGAAAUUAAAGCAAAAAAAUGCAAUUUGAUACGCUCGUGCCUGGCCUUUAAGACAUUUUCAAGAAAAUAAGCACAUUUUUGUGUUCUGUCAGAAAAGCCAACAAUUUAAUCUUCUGCUUGUGUCAGAAAGAUCAUUGAAGAUUAGAAUGUUUGGACAGGCUUUGUUGCUAACUGUCAAAAUUCAACCAGCAAGUGACUUUCUCCACUUUUAUUUUGGAUACAAAAUGCAACUUUUUGGAGGACAUCUUCUUUGAGGACGCUUUUUAAAAAAGGUUUCCCCCUCGGACUGCCUGGAAACUACCAGAGGGUGUCCUAGGUCAGGAUUGUGCUGAAGGAGUCUGAUGUGGAGGUGAAAGGUUGCAAAGAGGAGGCAAGGCGUCAUCAUGGGCUGCAACAUGUGUGUGGUCAAACGUCCAGAGGAGCACUACAAGGUCAUGUACCAGCAAAAGGGGUGGAGUAACUCCCUGAGGCCUAUGGAGCGACAUGGAACGGUGAAGGUUAAAGGAAGGAUGCGUUCUCACCUUCCGUUGGACAGACCACUAAACUCCCAGCAGCCUUUGCAACAGCCUGGGACGAUCCACAAGAGCCACAGAAGAAAAGGUGGCAUCACGUGCGUAAGAAAUGGGACAAGCAGCACCUCCAUCUCCUCCGUUGCCAUGGUAGCGAUUCCCAACUGCGUAGACAACGCCACCCAGACAGACAUCUCCUUCCAGCAUGGUGGGACCUCAGGGAGGGGCAAAGGUCACCAUCACCUGGGCCAGGGGGACUUCUCCCCACAGCCGCCACCGACUCCCCCCCUCCUUCCGCUGAUGGAGCACUACGGGAUGAGCGCCUUCUGCAUGUUUGACUACAACGACCCCAACGACUACUUGGACAUUACGCACCACGAAGUGGACAGGGCUGACGACCUGGAGUACGAGGAGGUGGAGCUCUACAAAUCCACUCAGGAGGAAAAGCUAGGCCUGACUGUCUGCUACAGGACGGAUGACGAGGACCACCUGGGCAUUUAUGUUGGCGAGGUAAACGCUCUGAACGUUCUGUGGUUCUCUUUGUUGACUUCUUUUGGUCAUGUGACGCAGGUGAACCCAAACAGCAUCGCAGCCAAGAAUGGACGCAUCAGGGAGGGAGACCGAAUACUUCAGAUCAACGGAGUGGACAUUCAGAACCGAGAAGAGGCGGUAGCCAUCUUGACCCGAGAGGACAGCAUCAACUUCUCUUUGCUGCUGGCUCGGCCCGACAUGGAGGAUGAUGCAACAGAGGGCAUGAGGAUGGGUCUAGAUGAAGAUGCAGGUUCCAAGCUGCUUAAUGAUCAAGCCUCUUCCUCCAGCCACCUCUCUGGUUAUUGGCCCCUCAGUCAGUACUCAGGAGGAAGCGGAGGACAAUUGGAUGGUGAUGAAGAUGAGGAAGGUGACGAGGAGGAAGGAAAGAAGGCGGAGACAAAUGACGGCGAUUGUCCAGUGCCCCUUCUACCCCUGCUCAACCUGCCGCCCCUGCUGUCUACCAGUCAAGACCUGGACAGCGGACUGGGCCGCACCGAUGACAGUACCCGCUACGAGGAGUCCUCCGAGCACGACCUGCUGGGGGAUCAAACCAGCGCCUGUAACACCAACACCACUAACACCCCCGGCAGCACCCGCAAGUUCCGUCCCGGACCCAGUCCAAGGCUCAGUCCACGACCCAGUCCCGGCUUCUGCCCAAGCACCCAGCUGACCCCCAGCCCCGGGCAUAGCCGAGGAGACCCCACGCAGCCUUUCCUGCACCUCUGUAGCUUCCAGCUCAGCUCUGACUCUCUCACUGGGCCGGACUGGACAGAGACGGGGGCAACGCAAAACCACGUCCACCACAAGCUCCAGCAGCACAAGAGUCCCCUGAGCAUGAUGGUGAUGAUGCCAGGCCUGACAGAGGAUGAGUGCCAGCGCUACCUGGAGCUGCUGGAAAUCAGGUACCAGUACGACAGACGGCCCAGGAAGCAACCUCAAGAUGUCCAUGCCAAAGAGAUGGGUCUUCAGGAGAGAAAAGACGAAGAAGAGCGGGAAAGAGGAGAAGAGGUGGACAUGAACUGCAACGUGACCGUGAGCCAGCACGAGAUGGCGCUCAUCGAGGAGGAGCUGCGUCACCUGGAGUUCAAAUGUCGCAACAUCCUCCGCGCUCAGAAGAUGCAGCAGCUUAGGGAGCAAUGCCUGAAAGCAUGGAUGAUGGAGGAGGAGACAGUGGAAGCAGGUAUGCUUGACGGGGAUGAGGGCCGUGAGUUGUCAGCCAUUAACGAGCUUCCGGAGCGUUCCAAUGACAGCACCAGCGCCUACAACAGUGGCGGGGAGAGCUGCCGCAGCACACCAAUGGCCAGCAGCGAACGGAUACCGCCUCUCCAGGAAGAAGACGACGAUGCAGGGAGACCGCCCAUGUCCCCACCUACGCUCCUCCCCCUCGGUUACCUCCCACCUCUGAACUCGCCUCUCACCAGCCGCCGUCGGGACUGUGAGAGGCGCCACUCCAACCUUGGGUGCUCUCUCUCGCCCAGGGCUGGAUGGAAUUACGACCAGGGCAACAGCUUCCACUCCAUGCCAUCCACGCCCUCCAAGUUCAGAUCUCUGUCCAGAGAGGCUGGGUCAUCACCUAGAAGGGUUGUAGCUGAUGAAGGGCGGUGCUCCAAAACUGGUACCAACCCUACCAGGCCUGGAGGAGGCAGUGCAAAGUCCAGCCCCCUCCUGUCCCAGCGUCACCAAAGCCGGGUAAAGCCCUUGGAACGCUACCAGAGCUGCAUCGCGCUGCCCUCCGAUGGCCUGGUAGACCAGCUGGAUCAGCUGGUUCGAGAGAGGAGGAGGGUAGAGGGUGCGGAGAGAGGGGCGGGCACAGGCAGCAGCGGGCCCGCAAGCCCCCGUAGUGCCCCCUACAGUCUGGAGGACCAGCACGCAGCCCCACGGUUGGGACUAGCAUUACCACUUGGGCUGUUGCACUCGUCACCAACCGCCACGUCACAGCGCAUGGAAUGGAAGGUGAAGAUCCGCAGCGAUGGCACUCGUUACGUGGCCAAGCGGCCUGUGAGAGACCGGCUGCUCAAGGCCAGAGCCAUGAAGAUCAGAGAGGAACGUAGUGGCAUGACGACUGAUGACGACGCUGCCAGUGAGAUGAAACAGGGGCGAUACUGGAGCAAAGAAGAGAGGAAGCAGCAGCUGUUGAGAGCCAGAGAGUACAGACGAAGGAGAGAGUUCAUGAUGCAGAGCCGCCUGGACUACUUGAAGGGGGACAGGGAUGCUUCAUCAUCAGCAGGUGAUGCUGAAGAGCCUCCUUCCUCUCAGAUCCUCCUUUGCCAGAAAAAGAGCACCAAGGAAAGGAAUCGACGUAUUCUGGACAACUGGAUCACUAUUCAGGAGCUGCUGGCUCAUGGUUUGCAGUCUCCAGAUGGAAAGAAAAUAUUUAACCCCCUCCUUUCCGUGACCACUGUGUGACCAGGAUGGUUGAUAAAUGGAGUGCAUUACUUGCCUGCAACCAGCAGAGGCACUAUUGGUUUAGUCUCAACUAGUUUGAUGUCUAAAGAAGAGCAACAUGACGUCCGUUUGGGGAAGCUAAGCUACAUCCACUGUGACGUCUACUAUGGCAACUUUAUUCUGAUCAAUAUACUAUGUAAGAAUAAUAUACAUAUAAAUUACUUUAAGAAAAUAACAUAGCAAAUUUACAAAUUUCCACCAGCCUAGAAAAGUCUUUAACACAGGUAACCUCAUGUCUGAAACGAUGUUUCAAUGCAGAACAUUUUCGAAACAAUUUCCCCAUUCCUUUUACACAGAACAGUAAUUAGGAAAAAACUUUUCCGGUAUGCCAGAGCCAAGCGUUGCUUGUGUGAACAUGACCUUAAACACUUGAGGCAGGACUUCUCUCCAGGCCUACAACUUGCAAUCCGCCCGAAUCCGACUGACAGCCUUAAGGUGCCGACUCUCAUCCUGGCUGCUUCGCCGCAGAAGACGUUGAAAGUCAAGUCUUCAGAACCAAGACCACCAAACUAGACUACCAAACGAUAUGCCUUCCCUGCACUUCCAGAUUCCAUAAAAAUAAUAAAAAGUGCAGUCUUUAUCCAACGUCCACCGUGAAGCCAUUGUCAGGAAAAUAAGCCCAAAACCCCGUACUCCCGGAACACACCCCGUAGUCAAAGUCUAUGGGGUGUAAAGCACGUGAGGACUGACCUGCACCCUCUAGUAGAGACCCUUUCCAAAAAAUUGUGAAUAUCAUGGGAAAGUUAAUUUAUUUCUAUAAUUCCAUUCAAAAUGUAAGAUUUCCUCGAUUAUAGAUUCAGGGCCCAUAAUUUCAACAAUGUUAAGUAUUUAUUUGUUUAUUUUUACAUCCUCAGCAGAAGGAAUCAUGAAGUCCUCUAAAACAUUCUGGUAGACUGUUGCGGACACCUUGGAUUUAAGAAAGCAGAGUUUACCAACACCUGCACCGGACAUUGCACCCCAAAUCAUGACGGACUGUGGAUAUUUCACACUGGACCUCAGGCAGCUUGGGUUCUGUUCCUCACCCGUCUUCCUCCAAACCCUUGGACCUUUAGUCUGAAAUGAAUGGCACACUUUACUUUCAUCGGAAAAGAGGACCUUGGAUCACUUGCUAAUGUCUGGUGCUUUCUUAAAUCCAAGGUCACCUGCAACAGUCUACCAGAAUGUUUUAGAGGACUUCAUGAUUCCUUCUGCUGAGGAUCUGUAUGGAGAUGCAGAUUUCAUCUUCCAGCAGGACCUGGCCCCUGCCCAUAUCGCCAGAAGCACCAAAACCUGGUUUGAUGCCCAUGCCAUCACAGUGCUUGACUGGCCAGCCAACUCACCGGACCUAAACCCCGUUGAGAAUCUAUGGGGUAUUCUCAAGAGGAAAAUGAGGGGCACCAGACAACAACAAAGAAGAGCUGACAGCAAGCAUCAAGGAAAUCUGGGUUUCCAUAACUCCCAGGCAAUGCCACAGGCUGAUUGCUUCAAUGCCACGUGGCAUCGAGGCAGUGAUUAAGGCAAAGGGAUUCCCAACCAAGUAUUGAAGAUUGACAUAUCGUUUUGAAAGUACCAUAUUUUGAUUGAUUUGAUGUGAUCCUAAUUUCUUUCUUUUUUUCCUGCAAAAACUGAGAAGUAAAUGGUGAUUUCUUCACAGUAUUCUAAUUUUUGGAAUUCCUGUUUUUGUGGGUUUUAUGAGCUGGAAGCCCAAAUUAUGUAAAAAUAAACAAAUAAAUGCUUGGUGUUGUUUAAACUGUGGGCCCUGAAUCUAUAAUCUAUGAAAGUUUAACUUUUGAAUGCAAUUGUGGAAAUAAAUACCCUUUUCCAUGAUAUUCAAUUUUUUUGGAAAGGGUCUGUACUGUACACUUGUGAGGGUAUAGAUCUGGUCCAGUGCUCCGCAUUGCACCUCCUGGAUUACAGGUUGGACAGCCAGACAGCCAGACUCACAUGUCUGGUACCGUAAAUUCCGGUGUAUAAAGCCACACCCACAAAAUUUAGAGGAAAAAAACAGAUUUGUUCUAAUAUAAGCUGCACCGGUGUAUAAGCCACAGGUGUGCAUGUCAUAAAAUUGGAUAUUUAGUGCACAGAAAUACGUUACACAGAAUGAUUUUUUAAACUUUUAAUGCAAUAAAUGUUUUUUUUCCAAACAGUGUGUGCCAGACAGUGGUGCAACACUGCUAAUUAAGUACACAGCUAGUUAACAACAGUGCCAAAUAGUGCAUGUAACAUAAGAUAACAAUAGCCAUGUUUCCUUGUCUUGACAGCCAAAUCCAUUGCCUUUAACUUGAAAGCGGCAUCAAUUCCAUUUCUUUGUGUAUGUUCUAUGGUGGAAGCUUGGCACUACCGCGUUGUCACUGCGAAUGCACAUGUCGCGUCUACAUUCCGGUACAGUAGGUGGCGGUAUGCACCUAAACGUUGGUUGCGUCCCGCCAUAAACAAAAAGAAGAAGACCGAGUGCCUAUAUUUUGGCAGUCAGUGUAAGAUGGAUAGAUAGCAACUUUAUUCAUCUGUAAGAGAACAACACUGCAUUUAAUGUUUUGUUUUAUAUGCUUUAUUAUAUCUGUAUUUCUAUUUUUUGAUCUGUAGUAUACAUGAGCGGAUACGACGUGUACACUGUGUAAGUUUUAGAAGGGUCACAUGUGAAAUUGCUGGAUAUUACACAUUAUUUCUGCUGGAGUUAUCCUCUGGACUUUAUAAGAACCACGGUACAGCGGCACCUUUGUGGCCGCCUUUGAGACAUAGUGCGUGGAUCCCCCCAGCAGGUGCAGGUACGUGUCACAACGUGAUCGCUGCACAAAUUCCUACAUGUCCCCUCUAAACGUCAUCUCCCCUAACAGGCUUUGCAUUUAUGCUGUUCACUGAUCCAGGUUCACUGUUCCAAAUCCCGACAAUGUUUUACAUUAGAUUUUAGUGUAAAUUGUGCUCUCUGUAAACUGGAGUGUGUGCAUGCAUAACCGGCUCCACUCAAUGAGAGCAGAGGGUUAGCAAACGCCGAGAAUGGUGGUUUCCCUUCGUUUUUUGGCUGUUUUCUGAACUUUUUUUGUCCUUAUGAUGGACCAUCUUAGUAUUAGCGUUUUCUGAAAUGCAUAUUUAAACGAGUAGUAGUAGUUCUUAGGUAUAGGAGAUGUCGAGAUUAGAAAACGACCACACCAAGCAUGAUGGGAAAUGUAGGUUUUAGCUGUAAAAUAGCCGCACAGCCGUUAUAAGCCGCAGGGUUCAACGUUUGACAAAAAAAGUAGCGGCUUAUACACCGGAAUUUACGGCACUUGCGAAUCGAUUUUCCCAGCAAGGGUAUUAUACCACAGUCCAGUCAUACUUGCAGGGGAUAAAUUAGAGGUCAGGUGAAAGAUGGACUGGGCGGCACACGAGGGUAGGAAGCUCAGCAGUAGCCACGUGCCUCACAUAAAGCUCAAUAUUGACGUGCACAGUGCUGAACAGGCAGCUUCUGUUGAAUGUUCAUUGUUGUAGACGUUGAAGUCUCCUUGAAGAGGUCGAGGACAAAUCAAGUCAAAUUCCAGUUCAAAAUGUUCUUGUGCAUGCUCAUUGAAAAUGUUUAUUCUGACUUAUGGAUACAUGGAUUAGUCAAUGAUUAAAUAUCACGCUUGAAGGGUAGAUGACAAAAUAGUGUGUCAUGAUUUUCAUUGAUCUGACAAUGACACUUUUAUGACACAUAAGAAUGUUUAAAAUGUGACUUAAAACAUUGCCUGUACUCUUACAUUUUUUUUGCUAUAUAAACUUUUAUUUGUAUUAUUUUUCCAUUGACCUUUAAUUUUAUAAGACUAUAAAAAAUAAAUAUUUGUAUUGUUCAAUGGAGAGCAGACCCAUUAAGAUCAUUACUAUCAUUUGUUAUCUGUUGUCUUGCUUAUGUAUUAAAGUAAAUUGGCCUUUUUAGAAGCUGACCAAUAUGUGAAUGUAUAACCCGCCCUGUUUCGCACUGGGGCUUGAACACAGGACCUUCGCAAUGGGAGGCGAGAGCACUGACCGCAUGGCCAAAAGCCUGGACUGUCGGCCGCGUGUUCAGCGCAGCUCUUAAGGCAGGGGGAGUGAGGUUUACCAACGUACACUUGCACAGCCUCACAGGCUGGCAUCCGUUCCAAAUGUAUGGGUUUGAUAAGAGGAAACCUUGUCAAGAGUUCUUUAAAGUGACAGGAGGUUCACACGUGGGGGAAGUGAGUCCACGUCGAUAUUUUAGCGGCAUUCAUCUGGCCCUGAUUAGCAUAAAUAAACACCCUAUGUUGCGCAUAUAAGGACAUGAGACGGAAAGUUUCCACACAUUAUCCUCUACUGGAAGCUACUUUUGUCAGGAGUCACGUUAUCACUUCAAUCAAGUUCCAUUAGCAGCCACACCCUGAUGUGGUAUGCUUUGGAUCAUACUCUUCUCUUCCCAUCCUUCUGAUACAGACUGACCUUGGUUUCUCCUGUGAAAAAAUGUCAUUCCACUUACCGAGUUAUUGCAAAAAAACAAGUCAGGCCUCUUUGAAAGGAACCAGAUGAAAUAUUCCUCAUUGAUGUCAAGCCAAUAGAUGAGUGAAGGCAGCAAAAGCCACAAGCAAGCUGCAAGUGAGGGCCUGGCUGGCAAAGCAUCUCCAGGAGUAAGUCACAAUUUGGUGAUGUCCAUGGACUCUAGACUUCAGGGACCAGUUGGUCGCAAAGGAUCUUCUACCAAGUAUUAAAACAAUGCUUGUAUUUACAAUCGAUUGACAUGAUUUAUUGAUUGAUUCAGUUUCUACGAUUCAAUAGGUCCGAAAAGGUUAGGAAGAAGCAAAGCUUGCCAAUAAUGUGAAAUGGACAUAUUCUACAUUCUACAUUCCAGAGCUGGGAUUAAGUCGGUUUGCGUCAUAGGAAAUGUUUUUAAAACGAAUAUGGAGGUAUUGAUGUGAGGGUUUCAUUUCUAGGAGCGUUUGCGCACCUUUUGACGCACUCGAGCGACUUUUAAAAAAUGGCCACGGUGCUCCCGGGCUCCAUGUAUGGGAGCGCUGAUUUUAAAGCUAAUGUACACGGUGCAGGACUCGUGCUUACGCAGCUUGGAAACGACGAGGCAAGACCGUCCCUUGCCAUGGCAUGUAACAGGCGUCACAUGUAACUUUUUUGUGUAAUGGAUUCGGGGAAACGUGGCGGUUAUUCUACUACGUACUGGAAAGACCUGUUGAUGUUGUAACACUGAUGUACUGAAUUCUGGUGUUCGUGAAUGCACCUCACUGUGAAUGUUAUUGGUGCGUAAGGAGAAACUGUUGCUGUGAGUGAGGAAGAAACGUGU
This is a messenger RNA of Dunckerocampus dactyliophorus (ringed pipefish), 10023 nucleotides long. Its product is annotated as PDZ domain-containing protein 4-like. The record is from RefSeq and is a predicted model, not a curated record. Gene Ontology annotation, molecular function: protein binding. The coding region runs from base 1689 to 4751 and encodes 1020 amino acids. Lineage: Eukaryota; Metazoa; Chordata; Actinopteri; Syngnathiformes; Syngnathidae. The transcript has 17 exons.